This is a messenger RNA of Panicum hallii, 1276 nucleotides long. RefSeq lists its product as uncharacterized. The transcript is spliced from 7 exons. The record is from RefSeq and is a predicted model, not a curated record. NCBI's taxonomy places the organism in Eukaryota, Viridiplantae, Streptophyta, Magnoliopsida, Poales, Poaceae. The coding region runs from base 81 to 860 and encodes 259 amino acids.
ACUGGGGUCACAAAUAAGUAGUGUGAUGGAGACACAAUCUUCGGAAUUAUUAUUUCGUGGUAAAUGGUGAUAUUUUCGGCAUGGACGGCGUACUACACUACACUACUGGGAUCCUUGACUGUUGCUUGAAUUCGGGUGGCCUGGGCACUGUGUAUUCAUUCACUCAGGACAAGGAGUCGGGACAACAAAUUUCACUGCGAAAAGAUUAUCCGUCAAACUGUGCCCAUCUCGUCCCCACGGCCGUCAGCGUCAUUGCCGUCCGUGACGAGGAAGCGCUUCGAUUUCGCCUUCCAGACAACAGAAAUGUCCUCUUUGGGCACGCCCUUGCUCUACGGCGCAAAGAAGACAACGACGCGACGAAGGCGACCAAGAACAUGGACGCGGCUGGAGGAGAGGCCAGGGCCGGAGGAGGGCGCGCCAAGACGAUGCUACGGCUGGGGGCGCUCUUCGGUCUCUGGCACCUCUUCACCGGCACCGGCUACAGCAAGCAGGUUCUGAAGGCUUUCACGUAUCCGAUAAACGUCACGGCCGUGCAGUUCGCCGUUGGAACUGUAGUCGCUUUGCUCAUGUGGACCACCGGUAUCCUUAAAAGACCAAAGGUGUCUGGGGCACAGCCUGCGGCUGUCCUCCCUCUGGCUAUCGUCCAUACCAUGGCCAAUCUUUUCACAAACAUGAGCCCUGGAAAGGUUGCGGUGUCAUUUACACGACGACAAGGCUCACAGGGAGCUGAAGCCUACCUUACCUGUUCUCCUUCCUAUCUUCCUCGGUCAGUUGCUUAUUCCGUUGGUUGUAUUGUGUCUUGUUCCAAUUGCGACCUUCCAGUCAAGGAAUGUGAUGAGGGGAUCUCUGGACGCCAUUAAUGUUUUCUCAGUUAUCACAGUCAUGUCAUUCUUCCUCUUGACCCCAGUAACCUUUCUAACAGAAGGUGUCCAAGUCACACCCGCAGGCCUGCAGUCCCUGUCUUAUGUGUGUAUGUAUCGAACUUAAAACAGAUAUACACAGGAACGAUCUUUGCUGCUUGAUGCAUUCUGCUUCCAUGGGUACCAACAGGUAUGAUACAUGAUCCUAGCAAGGGUGUCACAAUUGAAGAGAAUUUCAUAAGACCCAAGGCUAAGGCUGCUAGAUCACAUUUUCAGGAGAACUAGUACCUGUAUUAGAACAAUAUUUGCUGGAGAGUUCAUUCAUUCAUUGGCCCAUUUCUGAUCUAUACAGUUACCAGCAUUUGCGAAUUGUUUAAUCGUGUAUUAAUAAAUCUGCUGAAUUUUUACUGUGAAUU